Micromonas pusilla CCMP1545 is the source of this 1338-nucleotide messenger RNA. RefSeq names its product zinc finger domain-containing protein. Bases 1 to 1338 code for a protein of 445 amino acids. The record is from RefSeq and is a predicted model, not a curated record. NCBI's taxonomy places the organism in Eukaryota, Viridiplantae, Chlorophyta, Mamiellophyceae, Mamiellales, Mamiellaceae. The transcript has a single exon.
AUGGAGGAGGAGGCCGCGGACCUCCGCGCGGAGGUCCGCCGCGCGCGAGAAGCGCGCGAAGCCCGCGAGCGCGUCCGCUCCGCGCUCGGCACCGCCAUCGCGGGCGUCGGCCUCGCGCUCGGCGGGGGAGAGCGCGCGGACGCGGACGGACGAGGAGCAGGAGGUCGCGUCGGGGCGGCCGCCGGGAUCGCGUCGUCGCCCUCCGACGACGACGCGAUCGAGCGCGCGUGGAACGCGCCGCCGCGACGACCGGACGACGACAGCGACUUGCUCUCGGACGCCGCGCUGAGAAGGAUCGUGGACAGGAUAUACCGCGAGCAAGUCGCGGCGACGCGACUCGCGCGCGUCGCCGGGGAGGGGGGCGAAGAAGAUGAGGGCGCGGAGCGACCGACGCGUCGAAGUCGAGCCGCCGCGCGAGGAGACGAGCGCUACCGACGCGCGCGGCGACCGCUCAGCGCGGAGGAGUUCGACGCGCUGCCGUCGUUGAGAUACGGCGAGGAGGAGGACGCGGCGAAGGAGGAGGAGGAGGAGGAGGAGGAGGAGGCGGACGCGGCGACGACCGAGCCGACCGAGCCCGCCGUCGCGUCGCCGCCGCCGCCGCCGCCGGAGGAUUGCGUCAUCUGCGCGUGCGCGUUCGCCCCCGCGGACGCGCUGAAACGACUCCCGUGCGGACACAGUGGGUUCCACGUGGACUGCAUCCGCGCGUGGCUGUCGCGCUCGCCGACGUGCCCGCUGUGCAGGUGCGCGUGCCGCGCGGCGCCGCCGCCGCGGACGCGCGACGACGACGACGACGACGGCGACGACGACGACGACGACGACGACGACGACGGCCCGCCGUCGCUCACGGACGCGUCCUCGCUCGCGGACGACGAUUUCGUCUCCACCGAGCACCUCGCGGAGCUGCAGAGCAUGCACGCGGAGGAGAGCGCGUGGCUGGACCGGUUAGAAUCGCAGCCGCGCGCGCGGUUGUACGACCGACUGUACGACCUUCCCGCGGCGGUGGCGGCGGCGGCGGAAGAUGGAACGCCAACCGACGCCGACGCCGCCGCCGGCGCGGAGGACGCCGCGCGGACGGUCGCGGCGCGGACGGAGGCGGCGAGAGCGCGCGGCGGCGCGGGGGAUGCGAGCUUGGACGCGGGCGCGGCGGCGAGGGCGAGGGAGGAGGGACGCGGAGGACGAAGACGCGGCGAGCGCGCGCCGCCGCCGGGUCCGCCGGGUCGGAGGGUCGAUCGCGUGGAGCUCCCGCUGACCACGGCCGCGCUCGAGCGAGACCGCCGGUCUCGCGCGAGCGCCGCCGACGCGCUCGAGCGAUGGAGAGGGUCGGAGGGCGCGUCGUGA